AAAUUUUGUUGGUUCAAUUUCGUUUUUAUAAAAAAUACUCUUUGUAGAUUUCGUAGAUGAUUUAAAAAAACAUAUUCAUAUUUGUAAAGAUGGUGAAAUUAACAGCAGAAAUAAUUCAAAACUCCAUGCAAUACAUAAAUCCAGUAAAAGAUAGAGAACUGGAUUUGAGAGGCUACCGGAUACCUGAAAUUGAAAACCUAGGAGCUACAGGAGAUCAGUUUGAUACAAUUGAUUUUUCAGAAAAUGAUGUCAGAAAAUUAGAUGGAUUUCCUUAUUUACCUCGGAUAAAAUGUUUACUGAUGAAUAAUAAUCGCAUAGUACGUAUCGGAGAACAGUUAGAAGAAUAUAUUCCCAAUUUAGAAACCCUUGUCUUGACUGGAAAUUAUUUAGCUGAGCUCAGUGAUAUUGAUCCGUUAGUUCCUUUAGAAAAACUCAGUACCUUAAGUUUAAUGUAUAAUCCUAUUACCGCAAAACAGCAUUAUAGAUUAUACUUGAUAUAUAAGUUACCCCAGCUAAAAUUGCUUGACUUCCGUAAAAUUAAGAUGAAAGAGAGAGAAGAGGCAGAAAGAUUAUUCAAGAGCAAAAAAGGAAAGGAUAUACAGAAAGAAAUUGUAAAGAGAGCCAAGACAUUUGUACCUGGUGGUAACUCAAAUAGUAUUGCAAAGAGUAGAGGACUGACUGAUGAUGAAAUCAAAAAGAUCAGGGAAGCGAUCAACAAAGCAAAUUCAUUGCAAGAAGUUGAAAGGUUGCAGAAAAUAUUACAAUCAGGACAGAUACCUGGAAAUGAAUUUGUUUCAAAUUCUCGUCAAACCAACGGAACAACAAUGGAUUAUGAUUGAAAAAUAAAAGGUAUCAAUUUCAGAAUAAUUUAUCUUUCAGAUUUGGAUUGUGUCAUUUGUGAUCCUUAAAAAUAAGUUAUGAUUAUAAACGAUAAUAUAUUCUCUUUCACCUGGAAAAUUUUAUAACAUACAACAGUGUUAGCCAUGUCUCAAACUGAAUUUAUUGAAUAGUUUUGGAAUAACAAUAAAACAAUGAAAACUUUGUUUUCAAAACUUCUACAAAAUUUAUUAUAUCUUAUCACUACAGCUGUUUCGGUCAGACUUAGAAAGGCACGCUGCCGAAACAGCUGUAGUAAUGAGAUAUAAUAAAUUUUGUGGAAAGUGUUUUACUGUUAUUUAAAAUGAAUUUCAUAGCUUUUACUUUCGCGAUUGAUGUUUUAAAAUAAUACAUUAUUUUUAGGUCUUAUAAGCUGUGCUUUGGAAUUAUUUCAUCCUGGCGUAUCAUUUGAGAUUGCGGCAAAUGUCGGAGCUAACUGUUAGCAUCAGUCAGGAAAACAGCUCCUAUGAUUGCUGUAUCGCCUUUGAUGAUGUAUGUCACAAUUACUGGCAAAACAUCAGGAAGAAAUAAUUUCACACCACUUUGUAUAAGGCAGCAAACAGUGUAUCUAUACAAUUUAUUAAGUUCUUGAAACAAACAUGCAUAAGUAUUUUUCCAGUUGAUUGAUUUUCUCUUUGGUUUCACAAAUAAAACUUAAAAUAAGAUAAGUUACAUGGUCCAAAUUCAGAAGAUAAAUCACGGAGAUGUUUGGUAAAGUAUUUUUAAAAAAUUAAUGUUAGUUUAACUUCUAAUUCAUUCUCUUAAUUUAAUUGUAUUUUUGUGAUUAGUUGAUAAGAACAUGAUAUAUGACACAAUAAAUUUUU
This is a messenger RNA of Diabrotica balteata, 1700 nucleotides long. The record is from the annotation of a GenBank genome assembly. NCBI's taxonomy places the organism in Eukaryota, Metazoa, Arthropoda, Insecta, Coleoptera, Chrysomelidae.